CAACUUCAAGAGCGAGGCAGCUUAGGACUGCCAGUCUUUUUUAGAACUCUUCAAACUGUGAGGAUUACUCUAGUAAUCCAUGAGGAAAAAAUAGUUUGUCUAGUCAAAGGUGGUUAUGUUAAGCUUCGAAUGAAAGAAGAAGGGGACUGCAAAGCACCUUUCUGGACCAUGUAAUCUACUACUGGGUUUUCCAAUGGAGGAGACAAUGUUGACACUGCCGGGUGAAGAGAAGCCCCAGAAGCAGCUGAGGUUCCGCGUGGCUUCGGGGAAUAGCGGUCGGGUGCUGAAGGAGAUUUUUAAAGAUGAGGGGCCAUCAGACUCGUUGGAUUCAGACUGCACCAGUAGUUUGGAUGUAGACCGGAUCAGUACACCUUCCACAAGUGGAGAUGCUAACGGACAUGGUUUUCUGUAUGGGUUUCUGGGCUCCGAGUUGGAUUAUAGCGAGAGUGAGCCAGAUGAUCUGCUCAUGUAUGCGGGGACCUCAAAGGACAGAGCACCGAUCAGCCACAAGCGUGUCAACAUCCUCAGCAACAAUGGGACUGUGAGGGGAGUCAAGCACAAAGUCAGUGCAGGUCAGGCCUUAUUUGAAAAUCUCCCUAAUGCAUUUGGGCCGAAGUUGACACUAGAGUUUGGGCGGAUAGUGAUAUACACCACCAGCUUCCGAGUAGUAAGGGCCACAUUUGAGAGGUGUGAGUUGGUCCGGAAGAUCUUCUCCAACCACAGGGUCAAGUUCCUGGAAAAGAACAUAGCCCUGGACUGUGAGUAUGGGAAAGACCUGGAGGAACGAUGCAAGCACGUGGGCGAACCUCCCUCGCUACCAGUCGUGUUCAUCGAUGGACACUAUCUCGGGGGUGCUGAAAAAAUAUUGGGCAUGAAUGAAUCAGGAGAACUUCAGGAUCUUCUGGCCAAAAUUGAGAGGGUACAGCACCCCCAUACGUGCCAGACCUGUGGGGGCUUUGCCUUCGUCCCGUGCCCCAUGUGCCAUGGUAGCAAGAUGUCUGUUUUCCGCAACUGCUUCACAGACUCUUUCAAAGCCCUGAAGUGCACCUGGUGCAACGAGAACGGCCUGCAGCCCUGUUCCAGCUGCAGCCAAUGACGACUCCAAGUGCCUGACCCCAAUAUCCCCAUUCCCUAGGCCCUUCACCAGGGCCACAUGUUGUAUGUUGCCCAUAAUAGGACAGCCUGAGAUAAAAACAUGUCCUGCUGAGAUUGUCCUAAUAUGGACACCGUACAUAUGGACCGCAUCAGAGAUAAUGCUUUGCACAGCAUGUUUUUUUGUCUCAAUAAAACUGUGUUUUCA
Molecule: messenger RNA, 1300 nt
Organism: Oncorhynchus tshawytscha (Chinook salmon)
Lineage: Eukaryota; Metazoa; Chordata; Actinopteri; Salmoniformes; Salmonidae
Product: glutaredoxin domain-containing cysteine-rich protein 1-like
Exons: 4
Coding region: 194-1096 (300 amino acids)
Biological process (GO): sensory perception of sound
Source: RefSeq, a predicted model, not a curated record